Molecule: messenger RNA, 1485 nt
Organism: Penicillium mononematosum
Lineage: Eukaryota; Fungi; Ascomycota; Eurotiomycetes; Eurotiales; Aspergillaceae
Product: cytochrome P450
Exons: 3
Coding region: 1-1485 (494 amino acids)
Molecular function (GO): oxidoreductase activity, acting on paired donors, with incorporation or reduction of molecular oxygen; monooxygenase activity; iron ion binding
Source: RefSeq, a predicted model, not a curated record
AUGUGCCUCAUUCCAAUCAAAUUUUCACAGCUGUGCGUUUACUAUGUGGGCUGGAUCAUCCACACUCUCUGCUUCCACCCUCUGAGUGGCUACCCUGGACCCAAGCUGGCUGCCAUCACUCCUUUGGUUCAUCUCAUGUGGGACAUCCAAGGUAAGCAGCACUCGACCAUGAAGCGCCUCCAUGACCAGUACGGAGACGUGGUCCGUAUUGCUCCCAAUGCUCUCGUUUACCGCGCCGCACCCGCCUGGAAGGAUAUCUACGGUCACCGCAAGAAGGGCCAAAAAGUCUUCGUCAAGGAUCCGGCCUUGUAUUCACCCACUCCCAACGGUGUUAAUGCAAUAAUCACAGCCAAUGAGCAUGACCACUCUCGGAUGCGCCGUUUGCUGACCCACGCCUUUUCCAACAAAGCCUUGCGCGAGCAGGAAGAAAUCCUCCAGAUGUACGCCAACAUGUUCAUGGAAAAGCUCAAGGGCCUCAUGGGGAGCGCCACGUCCCAAAACAUUGAUAUCACCUGCUGGUUCAACUUCACCACAUUCGACCUCAUUGGCGAUCUCGCUUUUGGAGAACCCUUCGGCUGCUUGUCAAACAGCACAUACCACUGGUGGGUUCGAAUUAUUCUGGAUGCUGUAAAGGCAAGCGCCUACCUCAAGGUCUUUUGGUACUACCCUUUCCUCGUCCCCUUGGUGCGUGUCCUGGUCCCCAAACACCUUCUCCAGAAACGCCAAGCCAGCUUCAACCUAAGCGUUGAGAAGGUCCGUCGUCGUCUCACCCUGGGUGCUACCCGCCCCGACUUCACUUCAUAUAUCCUUAAGCAUUCCAAGGACGGGAAGGGCAUGUCGUCCGGGGAGAUGGAUGCAAACUCGGCGGUCUUCGUCCUGGCCGGCAGCGAGACUACAGCUGCCCUGCUCUCUGGUGUGACAUACUACCUUCUGCGCUAUCGUGACAAGUACACACGCUUGGUCCGGGAAAUUCGCGGUGCGUUCGACAAAGACACUGACAUCAAGCUGUCCACACUGGUGGACCUCCCGUACCUGAAUGCUGUCCUGACUGAAGCGAUGCGCAUCUACCCGCCUAUUCCUUCCAUGCUUCCACGCAUCGUUCCGGAAGGAGGAGCAAUGAUUAACGAGCAAUACGUCCCUGGAAAGGUCUCCGUCUCCAUCUCGCUAUACUCUGCCUUCCACGCCGCUUCGCACUUCAAGAACCCCGAGGCAUUCGUCCCAGAGCGCUGGUUGAACGAGUCUGAUGAGUACAUCAAUGACAAGAAGGAGGCCUUCCAGCCCUACUCCUACGGUCCACGCAACUGUCUUGGUCAACACCUCGCGAACGCCGAAAUGCGUCUCCUGCUCGCCAAGCUCUUGUGGAACUUCGACCUAGAGCUUCUUCCUCAGUCACUGAACUGGACCGACCAGAAGUCCUUCUCACUCUGGAGCCGUCCUGAACUGAUGGUUAAGCUCUUCCGUGCCGGUGCUGGACCUGCACUCUAA